This is a messenger RNA of Penicillium cinerascens, 4017 nucleotides long. Its product is annotated as HECT domain protein. Bases 1 to 4017 code for a protein of 1338 amino acids. The transcript has 3 exons. The record is from RefSeq and is a predicted model, not a curated record. Lineage: Eukaryota; Fungi; Ascomycota; Eurotiomycetes; Eurotiales; Aspergillaceae. Gene Ontology annotation, molecular function: ubiquitin-protein transferase activity.
AUGACAAGGCUCCGCGGAGCUUCUCUCGAAUCCCCUGACACGAAGCGACACGGCCGCGCCGGGCGACCCCAGUUCUGUCGGUCCAAGAUACCCCCAAAUGCACCAGAGGUCGUUGUACAGAAUACAGUCGAGGUCUCAGACCCAUCCCAGGUCCUCUCAUGGUACCGAGAUGAACGCAGACGCCGCUUCAAUAUACUAGUACGAAGAUACAAAAACCAGUUACUCCAUGGAUGUGACGAUCUCGGAUGCCGUACUCCGACCUGCGCCAGUCGUCGCCGACGCGUUAGCGAAGGCCCGUACCGCCGCUAUACGGAACUCAGCGCCCGAACUCUUGCCUGUUACCUCGCCAGUCUAGACGAUGCGGAGAGUGGCCUAUGCUGCAACAAUCCGAGAUAUUCGUCUGGAUUGACGAUUAACGAUUACCAUCGCAUUUCUUUACAGCGAUCUCGUGCGUUCCAGGCCCAGGCCGCGGCAGCCGCCACUGCCACUGCCACCGCCGAGUUGGACAGAUCCGCGCGAGUUAGCCAGGAUCAAGAUACCGAGAAUGCAGAUAAGGAUGCGCUAUGUGUCUCACCGACGGAUGUACCGACAACAACGAGCCAUACAGAAGGACCGGUAUCAUCUCCCAGCGUAACCCCGAGCAAUUAUUACUGGCAGGAUCUUGACUAUGCCACCGAGCAACCACUCAAAGACCCGAAAUCCUUCACGCAGAACCUCUUCGAUACAAUAUCAUUGCGCAUGGUUGAGUGGCUUCCAUUGCGCCGAGCACCCGAGUCCUUUCAGGCGAAGACAAAGCAUUCCGGAUCACUGCCCGAUAGUACACCCACGACCUCCGACAAACGACGACGCCAUCAAGACACGGAAUUCGAGAAGCGGCAACCAAAUAAAGAAGGUUCUACUGUCUCUCAUUCACAUAUUGCACAACCUCGCACUCCCUCAUCUCGGAACCCCGGAACUCAGUCUCCAGCGGUCGAGCUCAAAUUCCAGAACCAACAUGUUAAACGGCUGUCACUUACCGAGGUGGAAAAUUGGCGACAAUCAUCGUGGCAUACCCUGGAUGAAAAGAAACGCUCCGAAUACAAGAACAAGCACCUACCGGUGGGCACUCAUCUAGCUUCGAAUGAGUUUGCCAGUAUUCCCUCGCCGCCGGCAUUGAAACACCGACCCCAAAAGCAUCGUGGAAGAAUUGACGGUUUGGACAAUACACGCCCGAAGGAAAGAUCCAAGGCCCAGCGGCGAGUUUCUUGGGACAGCGAAAAGGUUCUCAAUGAGCCCUCGCUCCAAGAAACCCCAAGUCAUGCUAGACCUCCCACUCCACAGCCCCAGGUCGACAUUGAUUCUCCGAGUGACCGGAAAAACAAGCAGAGCUCUCCUCGGAACACACACAAUGUGGGCCCUCUGGCUCAGACCAUCACGCAUUUUACUCCAGAGAUCAUUAACGGCCUCGAGAAGAUCAUGAUCGAGUCGGAGGAGGAUUCAGACAAGUGGAGAGAGGAGUUGGAUAGAAUUCAGUCUAUGGGCAGCUUUGACAAUCCCGAUUGGCAGUUUGCCACUCCCCGCCAACGUCAGGUGUUUCCCUUCGUCGCUCAGAGUGUCUUUUUCGUCUUCAGCAAUAGCAAACAACUGCUACACUCAUUUGGAAAAGACGCAAUGGACUUGAACGGGUCAUUAGAGACACCGACAGACAGUCGUCUGGACGUUUUGAACCUUCGAGACUCCUUACAACGCCUGUUCACCAUCUGUCCAUGGGAUGUUGCAUUGCAUAGCUUAUGGUCAGGUCUCGACAAGUUGUUUUUACCUCCAAAUGAAUUUCCCUCCUCAACCAGAGCUUCGCGCCGCUCAUCCCGCAGUUCCACUAUGACCAGUUCUGCCGCCCCUCCCCCGGCAGUGCGACGAUUAUCGGAGUCUGUACCAGAGGGGCACUUGUCGGAUGCCGAUGCUGCUUACAUUGCUACAAUUGCCUUCUUUGUACUGGUUGGCUCGGUUCCGAACCUUGAUUCGCAGACCUGGCGUGGGAUUUUGCGCAUGCGUGCUGCCGGGACUGUGGCUUCGUCCGCGGACAUGCAGAAGCUGUCUACCGAGCAUGCCCGGCAAGCCGUGGAGGCCACUGAUAGACUUGAGCAUGAACUGGGUCUCCGUCUGGUCAACCGCCUUGUUCGUGCUCUGACUGCGCGGCUUGCAUAUCACGAAAUUUCCAAAGCGCGCCAAGUGUAUUCACUCGACCUACCGAAGCAACGAAAAGUGAGUGUAUUAGAUCGCAUCAUCGAUAAUCUCACCGACCACUAUGACAUUCAGCGCGGCGCGACCGAUGCAAGCGCAGCACCUCAGCCAACCGGCCCUGCCCAUUUGAUCCUUGAGUGGCUUCGAACACUAUUUUUGCGAGAAUGGGAUGGCAACCCGGAAAUGGCUCGGAGUAGUGCUGCUGGCGGCGCUUUGCAGAUCAUAGCCUUGAUGUACAAGGAACGAAAUCGAUUAGGGCUCUUCCCCGAGGACUUCCAAACACCCCUUCUCGCUGAGCGGCUGGACCCUCUCGAGAUGCCCGUCGCGUGGGCGGGCAAACUUUCGAACAAUCGCACGAUGCAUCUCCUGUCAUAUCCCUUCCUAUUCCCCCCGUCAUUCCUGGUUAUCUAUUUCCGCGCUCUAAACUAUUCCGCCAUGUCCAAGUAUUUCGAGGCCGCCAUGACCACCACCAGACAUGUCACCCAAACCGCCUUUGGCAAUAUCCAUGUCUCCGACGAUGGUGGACUCUUGGCUCGCAUGAAAGUCUCCAUGUCCACAUACCUCGUUAUUUCCGUCAGACGCGACAAUGUUCUUACAGACGCCCUGAACCAGCUCUGGCGACGAGAACGACGAGAGUUAAUGCGUCCUCUCAAAGUCCAGAUGGGAAUGGAUGAGGGCGAGGAGGGGUUGGAUCAUGGUGGCGUGCAGCAAGAGUUCUUCCGUGUCCUCAUGGCGGAAGCACUCGAUCCGGUCUAUGGCAUGUUUACCAUGGAUAGCCGACACCGUAUAUCCUGGUUCCGGCCCUGCUCCUUGGAGCCGCUCUAUAAGUUUGAGCUCCUUGGCCUGCUUAUGUCUAUUGCUGUCUAUAAUGGUCUAACCCUCCCAAUCAACUUCCCGAUUGCUUUCUACCGAAAGUUGCUAGGUCUCAAGGUGAAACAUCUGGACCAUAUAAAGGAUGGCUGGCCCGAACUUACUCACGGUCUCAAUUCGCUUCUUGAGUGGAAGAACGGCGACGUGAGCGAUGUGUUCGUCCGCACCUACGAGUUCAGCUUUGAGUCCUUCGGUCGCGUCGAGACCAUUGACAUGCACAAGGUUGGCCGUGAUGCACCAUGGCCCGCUCCCAUCAACCAUGCUCUAGCAUUGUCCGAGCUGCCUUCAUCCAACCCGGCGACGUUGAGCCCACCACCGUCCACGGCAGCUGAAGCGGUUGAGGCGACAGCAGUAUCCAAGCCCAGAUCGUUGUCGAUUCAGUCUCCAACUCCGCCAAGCGAUGAAGCGCCUCUUGUGACGAACGACAAUCGGCAUCGAUUUGUCAAGGAUUAUAUUUUCUGGCUCACCGACAAGUCAAUUCGACCACAGUUCGAAGCAUUCCUUCGAGGCUUCCAAACCUGUCUUGACCGGUCAGCCCUGUCUAUAUUCAGUCCCGAGGCGCUGAAGACAGUCGUUGAGGGUCUCCACGAAAUUGACAUCAAGGAGCUCGAAAACCAUGCUCGAUACGAAGGCGGCUUCGGGCCCGAUCACCGCGUCAUCCGGGACUUUUGGAGCAUUGUCCAGCAGUACUCGCCCGAGAAGAAGGCCCAACUUCUGGAGUUCGUCACUGCGAGUGACCGAGUUCCAGUCAACGGAAUCCCCAGCAUCAUGUUCGUAAUCCAGAAGAACGGUGUGGGAGAUCUGCGUCUUCCGACCAGCUUGACGUGCUUCGGUCGCCUGCUAUUACCGGAGUAUUCAUGUAAAAAGACCCUAGCUGAGAAGCUUGACAAGGCACUUGAAAACGCGCGAGGAUUCGGCGUUGCGUAA